Molecule: messenger RNA, 1661 nt
Organism: Condylura cristata (star-nosed mole)
Lineage: Eukaryota; Metazoa; Chordata; Mammalia; Eulipotyphla; Talpidae
Gene: LRRC61
Product: leucine rich repeat containing 61
Exons: 2
Coding region: 1266-1661 (131 amino acids)
Biological process (GO): outer dynein arm assembly
Cellular component (GO): cytoplasm
Molecular function (GO): protein binding
Source: RefSeq, a predicted model, not a curated record
CAAGGCCUCGGGGCCCACGUGCCCAGGCCAGUGCGCGCUGAGUGGGUUUUAUUCCCUGUGGGUGAGCCCCUCCUCAGCCGCUGCCACACGGGGGUCACCUCAGCCCGGACCCCCCUUCUGCCUGUCCCGUGCACCCACCGCACGGGCUUGAGAGCCAUCCCCCCACCCCGCCUGGGCCGGCUCUGGAGGGUGUGGGACCUCCCCUCUCCCCUCUCCGCCCGUCACCCCCCGGGGCAUCGGCGCUGGAGCGAGGCCCCUCCGGGAAGGAGCGCGGUGGAAGUAAAAGGAGCGGACUGGUGUGUUGCAGACUAGAGGGGAGCUGGGUGCAGACGUGGGCACCCCACUCAAGUGGGGCGCGCCGUGGAGGGCGCUGUGGGCUCAGUCUGCUCCCAGGACAGAAGACGGAAGGGCCUUGCCGCCUGCCCGCCUGGGGUGACUUCGGGGCGGCACCCGGCCCCUGCAGGCCGUCCUUGCUGCGUCCCCCUCACUCACACCUGGCUCUCGGCGGCUUGGCCCUGCCCAGGGCCUGCUUCCUCCACAGGUCUGGCCAGCCCGGGCCUGCCCCGUGGCCACGGGGCCUCGGCGCCUCUCUGCCUCCCUGGGGCCCCUGGUGGGCUUGUCCACGGGAGGGCUGGCCAGGCUGCAGGCGGGCAGUGGCUGGCGCUGCUCUCCGAUGCCGCCAUGACGUGUUGGUUUGUGGGGGCACUGGCCGCACAGCCCCUUACUCAGGGCUGCACCCUAGUUUGCUCGUCUUGCCCAAGGCGGAGCCCUCAGGCCACCCAGCUGCAGACCUGGCAGUUCGUGGCCAGCGUCUAAGCAGAUAGCCGGGAAGCUUUUCAAGGGACUAGCGCGAGGCGUCCGCCCCCGGAGCCCGCUGGGUAGGUGGGGUGGUGACCUGUCAUCUUUCGGACGGAGCUUAGGGGUCUGGAACAGAAACCUGCAGCAGCAGUAAGGCGGGUCCUGAGCCACUGCACACACGAACAUGAGGUUCGGAAGAUGGAAGACGCGGCCCUUUGCCUCCGGGUUCCACCUGCGUGGCCAGACCCUGGCUCCGCUCCCCCUUGGGGGCUCUGGCCGCCUGUGCCCUGGAGGUGGGGCCUGGGCUGGACGGCCUCCCCACGCCCUGCGGGAGUCCGGCCCGGCCGUGGGGUCUCGCAGGCCUCUGACUGUUGAAUUCUCUCCUAGGGACCUGCGGCCUCGGCACCGGCCCCUCAGUGGGUGGUGCCUUGUCGGGGUGAGCGGCCGUCUGACUUCGGCGGGGCCCCAUGGAGCCCCAGGGUGAGAAGCCCGGCGAGGCCGACGGGGUGCUGCUCACGCCCCAGCUGCUCAAAGCGCACUCGGGCGAGUUCGCCCUGGAGUCCAUCCUGCAGCUCCGGCUGCGCGGCCUCAGGCUGGUGGGCCUGGGCUGCCUGGGGGAGUGCCUGGGCCUCGAGCGGCUGGACCUGUCGGGCAACGCGCUCACCCAGCUGGGCCCGCUGGCCUUGCUGCGCCAGCUGGCCGUGCUCAACGUGGCGGACAACCGGCUGACGGGGCUGGAGCCGCUGGCCGCCUGCGAAAGUCUGCAGAGCCUCAACGUGGCGGGCAACCUGCUGGCCAGCCCGGGCCAGCUGCAGUGCCUGGCCGGCCUGCGGGGGCUCACGGCCCUCCAGCGUCUACGCUAG